Phytophthora sojae is the source of this 1092-nucleotide messenger RNA. RefSeq lists its product as hypothetical. NCBI's taxonomy places the organism in Eukaryota, Oomycota, Peronosporomycetes, Peronosporales, Peronosporaceae. The transcript is spliced from 5 exons. The coding region runs from base 1 to 1092 and encodes 363 amino acids. The record is from RefSeq and is a predicted model, not a curated record.
AUGUCGAAGUUGCGGCGACUGCUGCAAAGAUUGGGAGUUAAGCGUAAUGAUUGCUUUACAUUACCUGUAUUCGCUGAGGGCUCCAUUUCCAGCAAGGAAUUGCACCAGAUACGCUCGCAAGAGGCGAACCGAGUUGAGCGCUCAGGCGUGGACUACGAAUGUAAAGAAGAAGACGGCACAACUGCCGACUACGGACCCUGCGCGGCGAUCGACGAGUCCGCCAUAAUGAACGUCACCACUGGUUUAUGGGGCUGCCCCACAUCCCCACCACCGUCUCUCUCUAAAUACGCGGACGCUUCCGUGGAGCUAGCUGCAGCUGAACAAAGCGUGCACGUUUGGGUCUCUCCGCCUUCUGGAUCGGAUCUGGAACAUCGGGGCGACAAUUUCACCCUUCGGAGGUUCAUCCGUACAGACCCUCACUAUCGACAAUAUCAAUUUUCAUUGUCUCUUGCCGUGGCUCUGAGACUUGAAAAUCUGGAAAUGGUCAAGUGGCUGUCGAGCAAGUUUCCUGGUUGCCAAGUGAAAGACGGCCCAGCGAUGCUUCAGGCCAUGCUCACGGGCUGCAAGAAGGACGGGUUUCUGCGAUUUCUGUACGAGAAAGACAGUAAUUUGCACCACGAAUUGGCUGGGGUGGGGCACCCCGUUGAGUGGAGGAGUUCGAUCAUGUCGAGGGCUGCAGCUUGCGACCUGGUCUGGUGGAUCCACCGCCACUUCCCACGGGAGCUGCACGACUUGGACAAGACUUUGGAUGAAGCAGUUCGUGCCGCUGACAUUGCAUUGGCAGAGUGGCUGCUGUCACGUGGAGCUAGGUGGAUACGGAGAGAGGGGAACAUUCAGCUCGCUCACUUUGUUGCGCUAAAAGGGUGGCUUGAUUUGGUGCAGUGGCUAGAAGAGCAAGACCAGGUCGGUGAAGCUGAUGGGCUCAUCGUCGUGGCUGCUGAAAAUGGGCACCUAGAGGUUGUGCGCUGGGUGAUCGAUCGCGUUACGAGAAGCGGGAGUAACGUAUUGCUCAACAAGAUUAAAGCGGAAGUGGGUAUCUCUAUUCAUGGGGCCGCUGCACUUGGAUGUUGCCAAGUACCUUCGAGCGGCUGA